Molecule: messenger RNA, 1185 nt
Organism: Symbiodinium natans
Lineage: Eukaryota; Dinophyceae; Suessiales; Symbiodiniaceae
Source: the annotation of a GenBank genome assembly
AUGGAGCUUGGGUGGAGUUUCAAGUUCCCCCAUCAUGAGUCGGCCAGGCCUCGUGCUUCUGCCCGCAGCCAGCCACGGCUGCGGACGCGCGGGGGCUUUGUUGGCAGCGGAGGAGCUCUUGUGCUUGCCAGGCAUCUGGCCCUCGCCUAUGGCCGCGCCUGCAAGGUUCGGUGUGGGGCCAGCGGGGCCUCGAGAGCCGGCUUCAAGGUGAAUACCAAGUACAAAGGGGCUGUCUCCUACGGCACUGUGAGCAAGGAGGAGUUGGAGGAGGCAGCCCGCAUCCGCAGCGAGUACAGCGCGGAGCGCCCUGAGCAGGCUAAGUCCGCUCUUCCCGCAGCCAAGAAGAGGCUCCUGCUCAAGCGCCUGCAGCAGCCGGGCCAGGCGAAGACAGGCUACGGCCCCGCCAUUGCGCAGCUGAUGAGGGAAGCCAAGCCCCCCGACUCCGACUCGGCAGAGGCGAAAGAGGACGAAGCCGAUGGCAAUGAGAACUCGGCUCCCGGGUCGGAUGAAGCCCCAAAGGAUCAAGCUGAUGGUCAGAACUCCACCAGCUCCCAAGCACCAGAGUCGGGAGAAGCCCAAAAGGGCAGCGAAAGCAGCGAAAGCAGCGAAAGCUCCACCGACUUUCCUGGUCUUGCUGACACGGUUCUCCGGCGCCGGGCCGUUUGCCUGGAGUCCUGGGAAGGUUGGCCGGCAGCCAUGGCCCUGAGUGCAGCGCAGCGCAUUGCGGAAAAUCCGCGAGGCUCCGCGGCAGCCUCGAUCCAGGCGGCAGUCAGGGCAUUGAGUACAGCCGGGGAGCAUGUUCCCGCGGCGGAGCUGCUGCUGACGCUCCGCGACGGCGGCGUAGAUCGAGAGGUUCUAGAGCGCCGGCUCAACGUCCAGGCGGCCUCCGCCCUCUUCGAAGAGGUCGCCGUGCGCUCUGGCUUGGAGUUGCAGGCAGCGGGGUAUCUCGAUGACGCCUGGGAGGCCCUCAUGGCUGCAAGCGCCCAGCCAAGGCUCAGCCGAUUCCUACGUCGUCCGACCUUGAAGGCAUUAGCAGCGGUUUCAGAGCGCUUGGCCAACAACUCCUCCUCCAAUCCACGAGCACAGGUCAGAUACAUCCGGGGCGCGCUGGAUGCUGAGGUUGUUCUUCAAGGACUUUCUCGGGACCGUCGAGAGGCCGGUGAUGCGCAGCUCUUCCCUGAGUGA